AUGACCGGAAGCCAUAGUGGAGCUAUGGCAAAAGUUGGAAGAUUUGAACUUUAUGACAAUGCAAACGGUGUCCCCGAAAAAAAUUUUUUCACGUCCGUGCAUGGGAAGGAAUUAGCGAUUGGUUAUGCAUCGUUAAGAGCGACAGUGGUAUGUUGGGAUAUCAACGAAGAAACCAACAAGCAAACGAUGAACGAGAUUAAAAUGAUGGGGAAAAACAAUACAUACGCAUAUCAAUGCAACGUAGCAGACAGGAAAGAAGUCUUUAAGAUAGCUGAAAAAGUGAGAAAAGAAGUCGGCGACGUUACUAUUUUAGUCAACAAUGCCGGUAUAGGGAUUGCUAAAAGACUCCUAAAUCAAACCGCCGAUGAAAUUACACGAGUUAUAGAUGUCAAUUUAAUUUCGCAUUAUUGGACAUUGCAAGCAUUUCUACCAAGUAUGAUCGAAAAGAAUCGCGGUCACGUUGUGGCGACCUCAUCACUAUUAGCACAUCAGGGCGUUACACAUGGUACGGUUUAUUGCCCCACAAAAUCCGCGGUCAAAGCACUUAUGGAAGCUGUCAGCGAUGAAUUACGUACAUAUAGCAAAGGUAAAUCCUUGAUUAAAUUCACUACCGUUUAUCCGACUCUAGUACUUACUGGAAUUGUCAAAAAGCUAAGAAUAAGGUAUGUUGACAUAAUGAUAUAAAAUUGACGAAUUGUA
Messenger RNA from Formica exsecta, 699 nucleotides. Its product is annotated as short-chain dehydrogenase/reductase family 16C member 6-like. Gene Ontology annotation, molecular function: oxidoreductase activity, acting on the CH-OH group of donors, NAD or NADP as acceptor. Gene Ontology annotation, cellular component: lipid droplet. Bases 1 to 684 code for a protein of 227 amino acids. NCBI's taxonomy places the organism in Eukaryota, Metazoa, Arthropoda, Insecta, Hymenoptera, Formicidae. The record is from RefSeq and is a predicted model, not a curated record. The transcript has 5 exons.